Molecule: messenger RNA, 378 nt
Organism: Spirodela intermedia
Lineage: Eukaryota; Viridiplantae; Streptophyta; Magnoliopsida; Alismatales; Araceae
Source: the annotation of a GenBank genome assembly
AUGGAGGGUGGCAAGUCUUUUGUUGCCGCUGUGAUGGUUCUGCUACUUAUCAUGCCCAUGUUGGGUUCCUCCACACGACAGCCCCUUGGCGGCGGCGCUGACGCCCUCCGCGCACUGGUAGACCCCGGGAAGCAGAAGCGUGUCGGGGGAUCGCCCUGGUGCUGCGACAAAUGCGAUUACGUCAAUUCGAUGAAUUCCUACAUGUGCUUGGACAGGACGGCGCGGGAGGUGGGAUGCAACGCUGGUUGCGAAUACUGCAUCUGCGAACACGGACGCUAUGCCACUUGCAUCUGCUACGAUAGUCUUGAUUCCUGCCCUCAGCUUUGCAGCGACUACGAGCCCCCCGUCGGAAACCGGGACUCCCGCCGCGGCGCCUAA